CGCUAUCUCUGCAAGCGUGCUCUGCAGUCAUUUCGUGUUUGUGGAAGCCUCUGGUACUUCUUCAAAAUGAGAAAGGAGAGCCAGUUAUUACGCUGGAUCUUCUGGAUUGUGGUUAUAACAGCAUUGUUCUUUCUGGGCUUCAUCAUAGGUUGGUUUGCAAAGCCCACACAUCCAAACAGUGGAGACAGCAGUGAUUCCAGACACUAUCUAAGAGAGUUUCUGGAUGAAAUGCGUCCAGAGACGAUCAGACAGCAUCUCAGGAGUUUUACACGCCUCCCCCACCUCGCUGGUACAGAGCAGAACCUGAAAUAUGCUGAGCAGAUCAUGAAAGAGUGGCAGGACUUUGGGCUGGACUCUGUGGAGAUGGUGCCUUACGAUGUCCUGUUGUCAUAUCCAAACAAAUCACGGCCUAAUUACAUCUCAAUAGUGGACGCAAAUGGAAAUGAGGUUUUUAAUACCUCCUUGGCUGAGCCUGUUCCUGAGGGGUAUGAGGAUGUUUCUGAUAUUGUGCCUCCAUACAGCGCCUUCUCUGCAAGAGGACAACCUAAGGGGGAUUUGGUGUAUGUGAAUUAUGGGCGUACAGAAGACUUUUUCCAGUUGCAGAGGCAGAUGGAGAUUGACGUGACUGGGAAGAUUGUCAUUGUCAGAUAUGGAAAGAUAUUCAGAGGCAAUAAGGUUAAAAACGCCAUGUUAGCAGGUGCAAAGGGUAUCAUCAUGUUUUCAGAUCCAGCAGAUUACUGUGCUGAUGGAGUCCAGCCUUACCCUGACGGUUGGAACCUGCCUGGUGGAGGAGCUCAGAGAGGAAACGUCUUGAACCUGAACGGAGCUGGAGACCCCCUGACCCCAGGAUACCCAGCUAAAGAAUACACAUAUAGAUACAGUUUUGAAGAUGGAGUGGGACUGCCCAGUAUCCCUGUGCAUCCCAUAGGUUACCACGAUGCAAUUCACCUGCUUAAGAAUAUGGGAGGAAAAACCCCACCCAACAACUGGAAGGGAGCUCUGAACGUGUCCUACAGGAUCGGGCCGGGAUUUAUCGACGACUUCAAGAGCCAUGCGGUGCGUAUGAACAUUCACACUAUCAACCAGGUAACUAGGAUCUACAAUGUCAUCGGUAAGAUUAGAGGAGCCCUGGAGCCAGACAGGUAUGUGAUUCUGGGAGGUCACCGGGAUGCCUGGGUGUUCGGUGGAAUUGAUCCCAUGUCUGGUGCAGCAGUGGUUCAUGAGACGGUCAGGAGUGCUGGCAGGCUGAUCAGUAAAGGUUGGAGGCCUAGGAGGACUAUAAUAUUUGCCAGCUGGGAUGCAGAGGAGUUUGGACUGCAGGGAUCUACAGAAUGGGCAGAGGAUAAUGCCAAGCUGCUACAGGAUAGAGCUGUGGCCUACAUCAAUGCAGACUCAGCCAUAGAGGGCAUGUACACACUGAGGGUGGACUGCUCUCCAUCUCUGCACACUUUGGUAUAUAAUAUCACCAAACAGAUUGCAAGCCCUGAAGAAGGAGAGGAGGGAAUGUCUCUGUAUGAGAGUUGGCAUAAGAGGGACAAUUGGACAAAUGAUCGUGAUGCACCCAGGAUCAGUAAGCUGGGCUCAGGCAGUGACUUUGAGGCCUAUUUCAUCCGUCUGGGAAUUGCAGCUGGCAGAGCAAGGUACACCAAAAACAAGAAAACUGAGCGAUACAGCAGUUAUCCAGUCUAUCACAGUGUGUACGAAACCUUUGAGAUUGUGGAGAAGUUUUAUGACCCGUCCUUCAGAAGGCUUCAGGCCGUGGCCCAGGUCCGAGGUGGACUCAUCUUCUCAUUGGCUGAUUCACUGCUCCUCCCACUCGAUGCCAACCAGUAUGCAGACUCACUGAGGAAGUACGCACAGAGCAUUGCACAUGUGGGACAGAUGCAUCCAGAGGAGAUGCAAAUGUAUCAAGUGUCAUUUGACUCCCUGUUUUCUGCAGUGGAAAACUUCACUAUUGCAGCCAGAGGUUUCCAUGAGCGACUGGAGACGCUCAACCGAGCUGAUCCGCUGCAGGUUAGACUUGUGAAUGAUCAACUCAUGUACUUGGAAAGAGGGUUUAUAGACCCUCUGGGAUUACCUGGCAGACCUUUCUACAGGCAUGUGAUUUUUGCUCCCAGCAGCCAUAAUAAAUACGCAGGAGAGUCUUUUCCUGGAAUCUAUGAUGCAUUGUUUGACAUUGAAAACUCAGUUGAGCCACAGAGGGCCUGGAGGGAAGUCAAGCGUCAAAUCAGCAUUGCAGCAUUCACCGUCCACUCUGCCGCCAUGACCCUCACUCCACCUGCGUGAAGAGCCUGCGCACAGUACUCUGUACAGCUUUGUGACUGAAAUAUGAACUCAUUAUUUUAUUUCAUGAGAAUGUGAGGCACCUCCUGAAACACACGCAGUGACAGAGAUCCCUCAGAAUUCCAGAGUGAGGAGAACGACUGCACCCCACAUUAUAUCUGUGAAUUAUGUAACUACAGUAAAGAGAUAAGUUAUUAAAGUUUUGUGUCGAUGUAGAUAUUUAAUUAUAUCAGAUUUAAAAAGAAGAGCUAAAUAAAUAGAUAUUUUUUAGCAUAAAGAUUUAAAAAAGUCUGCUGUAGUGCCUGAUGUGAUAUUAAAUUUUACAUCCAUUCUCUUAAAGGCACACGUACCAACUCACCAUUAAAUCACCUGACACCAGGAAUGUCAUCACAAGGCAAAAUGAAGUACUUCUGUCAUUUGUU
This is a messenger RNA of Sphaeramia orbicularis (orbiculate cardinalfish), 2705 nucleotides long. It is a transcript of the gene naalad2, whose product is annotated as N-acetylated alpha-linked acidic dipeptidase 2. The coding region runs from base 67 to 2286 and encodes 739 amino acids. Gene Ontology annotation, molecular function: carboxypeptidase activity. The transcript has 20 exons. The record is from RefSeq and is a predicted model, not a curated record. NCBI's taxonomy places the organism in Eukaryota, Metazoa, Chordata, Actinopteri, Kurtiformes, Apogonidae.